Phytophthora nicotianae INRA-310 is the source of this 225-nucleotide messenger RNA. RefSeq lists its product as hypothetical. Bases 1 to 225 code for a protein of 74 amino acids. The transcript has 2 exons. The record is from RefSeq and is a predicted model, not a curated record. Lineage: Eukaryota; Oomycota; Peronosporomycetes; Peronosporales; Peronosporaceae.
AUGCAGGAGGGACUCGCAUCCACGGCAAACUCGAAUACAGACAAGCUGGACUCGUGUAAGGCCAACUCGAGUACGGACAUGUUGGACACGUUCACGACGAACUCGCGUACUGGCGAGCUCACGCUGGAUUUCAGUACGAAUGGGCAGGACGCUUCUACAGCCGACUCGAAUACGGACAAAAUGGUAUUUUGGCUUUUUCUGUUCCGAGCCCAUGCCUCGAGAUAA